GAGGUUUUUUGCUUCUGAUAAUUUUAAUGGAUGCUUGCCUUGUAUGUAAUUGUGGUUAUUUGUUUGUUGUUUUUUUCUGUUUAGAGGGUUUAUGGUGUUUGUUGAUGCCUAGGGUUUAAUGAGCGUGUUGACAAUUUUCAUGGGCGGCAAGUGAGUAGAAUAAUUCUUUCAAGCUAAACCUAGCGCCCCUUACAAUGCAAACUAGAGGUUUUUAAAUUGUGAUGUCAUUUGCUGCCAUAGAUUAUUGUUGGGGCGGUAAUAUGCUCUGAAACGAGUUUCUGGCAAUGGUUUAUGUGUUUAUCCAAUGGUUAUGUUUUGUGAUGGACAGUGUAUGUUAGAAUAGAAUAUUUUAUAGUUAAUUCGAAUUUAGUCAAAGGCAGAUGAUGAUAUACUUGUUUAGAGUGAUUAGUAUUCUUUUAUAAUGAUAUAUGAAAAGUGUUAGAUGUUCCGUACCCAGAAAGUAAACAAGGGUUCUUGGAAAAAGAAAAUAAGGGUUAGAAAAAAUGUGCAAGCCGGUUUAUUUUUAAUAUUAACUAUCAAAUUUAUGCCCAAUAUUUACGCUCAAAAAGUCUAAUUUGACUUGGCCUUAGAGAUACCUUAUGGGGUUGAACAUUUCGUUGAAAGAAAUGUGUUGAUGUGCCUCACGAAAGAGUCGUUUUGUUUGCCUUUGAUUUAGUAAAAAAAAAAAAACUCCCUCCCAGGUUAUAGUAAUCAACCGUCCUUGACUUAUGCAAUUGAAUUACUAAUUGCUAUUAGUUUCAAAAAUCGUAAACUCAAAACAUUUUUCCUUUCUGUUUAUUUGAUUUUAAUUUUCUCAUUUUAUGCAUAAUGCUAUUAGGAAUUCAUAUUUCUUCAAAUUUUUUCAACUGUAUACCGAUCUAUUUUGCUAAACAAACUUGGCAAUAAGAGCUUGAUCAUUAACAAUUGAACUUUUUAAGGAAAAACAAAGGGAUGGAAUAAAUCUCAGUUUGUUUAAGUAUUAUAAAAAGGUAAAAUUUUUUGGUUUAUUUUUUAUUUAUCACUAAAAUGACAAUCUUCAAAAUCGGCUGAGUGUAAUGGGCCGGUUUGAGAAACCAAUAGCAUACAGGCCCUCAAUAAAUAUUUACUUUGUAGAUCGGCCCGGAAUGUUAGUUAAGUGGAUUUCACCGGUUUGCACUUGGUGCCCGCCUGCAAUUUCCAAUCAAUGAAGACGAAGUUGAUAUCCAUGUAAAUGUUGGCGACUCCUUUAACAGGUUUCGUUUCAUUAACCAAUCCUUUGUUUUUGUUAUGCUCUUAUUCUCCUUCGUGUUGAUUUUGGUUUUGUCAAUCUUUGUAAUUAUUAAGUGAUACCCACUCACUGCAAUUUCGAAUUAGGGUUUGGUAAAUUCCAUUUUUUCAUCAUGGCAUUGCUUUCAGUAAACUAAUGUCAGGGUUUAGGGUUCUUUUAUCUAUUAUGAGAAUUAGGAAAUCUUUAAAUGCUUAGUUGUUUAUAUUUGGGGCUUCUACCUUUUGGUUUGCAGGAGAGAUUGAGAGGAAAGAGAUUGCAAUGCAUGGAUUGAAGAGUGCCCAUGGUGAACCAUGGGUGUUUAUUGAAGUUCCCUUCUUGCAAUCUAACCAUAUAAUUGGUCUUUCUUUCUCGAAGAUUCUAGAUUGGUGCUUUCAGUUUUUGAUUCAUCUAAUCAUUGUACUAAACCAUUGAUGCAAUCUUUUGAUUGUCAUGAUUAGUUUGGGACUUUUUUUAUUUAGUUUUUGGUGGUGGGGAGAUGGGGUGAUUGAGUCCAUGUUAAAUGUUCUUAAAACUUUUUAAUUGUGGUGCAAAGUUCGGGCACAUGAUGUUUUUACGCUUGAUCUCUGAACUUCAGGUAAGAAAAAUGGGUAAAUCAAAGAAUAUUAAUGUGAAUAAAAGGGAUGUGUUAAAGUGGACACAGCCUAUGGAUGAUAUCCUCAUUGAUGCUCUCUUGCACCAGCAGAGCUUGGGAAACAGGGUUGAUAAGGUUUUCACUACAAUGGCAUAUGAGAAUAUGGUGAAUGAAUUGCAUCAAAAGAUUGGGAUACCAAUUGAGAAAGGUCACCUGAAAAAUCGUAUAAAAACUCUGAAGCAUAAUUUUUAUGAGUGUUAUGACCUUUUCAAGGGCAGAAGUGGUUUUGCUUGGAGUCCAGACACUAAAAUGUGGACUGCUAAGCCUGAAUUGUGGAAGUCAAAACCUGAUUCAAAAAAAUGGAUGACUACAAGAAUUGCUAAUUACGAUAAAUUGUUGAUGCUUUUUGCUAAAGAUAGAGAAAAGAAGGAUGGAGCUAAAGGGGGUCAAUGGGCCAGCUCAAUUGGCGGAGGAUUGUUUGAUUGUAUUCCUUUGCAAGAUGUACUUGGUCUAACUAUGGAGGAGAAUGACAUGAAUGAUACCAGUCAAACUGAUUCUCAGGCACCAUCCCAGUCUGCAACAUCAUUGAAAGGGAAAAAACGUAAGGCCCCGAGAAUUGAAUUACUUGAGAGAGAGCUUAAAAGCAUAAGGGAAGCAAUUAAAGAUGUUGCAGAUGCAAUUAGGGAGGGGAAUCUUAUAGCAGAGAGAGGACGACCACGUGUUUACACAGAGCAGGAAGUUUUUGCAGAAUUAGUUAACAUAGGUAUUGAUACACAGUUGCGCUAUAAGGCUUACGCUUUCCUCAUUGCAAAUGCGGGGAGGGUGAGAGCCUUGUUUGGUUGCCCAGCUGAGGAGCGCAAGGAAUUUUUAUUGCAGAUGAUGUAUAGUUCGGAGGACUCAGCAUAUUAAAAUUUAUUUGCUAGUUAGGGCACUAUGGUUUCUUUUUUUUUUUUUUUUUUCCCACCUUGGAGAAGAUGGUUAUUAGGUGAUGAGAAAAGGAAGGGAUUGUACAUGAGAUUUUAGAUAAUUUAUCAUUUAAUAAUAUUCAGAUAGCCCCUUUUUUUGGGUAUUGUUGGACUUUUCUCUUUUGGGAAUGUUACCUGGAAAUCAGUAUGAUAAUAAUAGUGUACUUCGGAUAUGAUUUACCUGCUACAUGGGAUG
Messenger RNA from Durio zibethinus, 2999 nucleotides. Lineage: Eukaryota; Viridiplantae; Streptophyta; Magnoliopsida; Malvales; Malvaceae. The record is from RefSeq and is a predicted model, not a curated record.